AUGAAAACAAAAAUAAAGAAUACAAAAGAACCUUCAACAACAGACUAUAAAAUAAAGCAAGGCAUGAAAACACAAAUGAGGAAUCAGGAACCUGUAAAAUGCCAUAAGGGCCAUAUUGGAGAAGCUAGAGCUUUGGCAGUUAGUGCAGAUGGUAAAUUUGUUGUGUCGUGCGGUGCCGAUAUGGUGUUGAGGAUGUAUGAAAAAUCUGACCAGGUAUUAGUGUUAGAAGACGAACAAGAGGAAGAAAGAGAGCACAAUGAAGAGUUGGCAACAGGGGAACAAACAGUCAUUCCCGGCCAACCAGGUUUAAAUUUACCCUCCAGAAAAACCAUAGGAAGUGAAAAGGCAACGGAAAAUAUUUUGGAGUGUUUGGCAAUAUGUGAGAUGUAUAAGGAACAGUUAGUUGAACAUGCAGCUCUUCAAGCAGCUUCAAGUCAGACGUUGUCUCUACCUGUUCCCCCACCUUUGAUGUUAGCACUACAUGCUUCAACGCCAGGUGAUUUUUUUCUGAAAACAAUCAGAAGAACCAGACCUAGGUUUCUAUUGGCCACAAUCUCUAUGAAUUAA
Molecule: messenger RNA, 567 nt
Organism: Diabrotica balteata
Lineage: Eukaryota; Metazoa; Arthropoda; Insecta; Coleoptera; Chrysomelidae
Source: the annotation of a GenBank genome assembly